CCGCCUCUCUUGCUGGCAUCCCCUUGUUCCACAUCUCGAAAGUUGUCAAUCACGGCCACCACAAUGGCGCGCUCUCCAGACCCACUCGGCCAGACGUGGGGUUUGAUCCCUUACAACAAUCCCAAGACUGACCACAGCUCAGGAUCUUCUGACAAGAAUGCUCUCUUUGUGCGCGAUCUGAACAGUACACCUCCAGCUGUGCCCCUCGAGGAGCGGCUCGAGAACACGAAGCAGGGCCUUCUCGGUGUUGACGACUACCUUGGGUCAAACCACGACGGAAAGUCCGAGAUGGACCUUGACCGCCCUUCUGCUAUGCACACUCGGCUCCGCAGCUCUGAGAAGCAUGAGAGCUCCACUCAAGCAGGACCGUCCAACUCCCGCCCGGUGUAUCAGGAGAUCAGUACUGACGAGGAAGACGAGGACGACGAGGACGACAUGCCACUCCGUGCCGUGCGUGCGCGCACCCGUCCAGCGAAACCUGCAGCGGCUCCGCCUGCAAAGCCUGAGCCUAGCGAGUCGUCAAGAAAGCAGAAGUACAACUACAGGAACAAGCCUGCGCAGCCCAUUUCCGCCAAACCGGUGUCGAAAAAUGACAUGCAAGCCAAAAUCCAGUUGAUCCGAGAGAUUGAGAAAUACUGGGGAAAGGACUUCAUUCGCACUUACAUCCCCAAAUGUCACCGACCAUUGACCAAGCGCAAGAACGGCAAACGCUCGAUGUAUCGUGUACAUGAGACUGACCCGAAGAAUUGGCUGCCGUCGGUCCUCAAGGCCGUUUUGAUGGUCGCCAAGCAGACUGACGAUAAGAUUGCUCUCAAGAAGGCCAUGGAUGAGGUUGUACGUUAUCGCAUCAAACAUACCGGUAAUCGAAAGCCUCAGCUGGUUACGACAGAUUUUGACGUUAUCGAAGAUAUCGUCAUAGGUGGCUGGAAGUGUCAGGAUAGCUUCAAACUCCGCUACAAGCACCUAUUGUCUGCGCAGUCGUCAAACAUCCAUGUGUCGAACGCUGAGGUAGACGCCAUCAUGUACCCCGACUCCGGCUACGAGGACACGGAUGAGGAUUCUCCUCCCCGUAAAAAUCGUCGUGUCCAUCAGAGUGAAGAGGAAGAAGACGAGGUGGACGAUGAGCUCGGAGAGGACGAAGAGGUUGUGUAUAUUCAGACUCAUCCAUUCUAUCCCCCUAAGAAGAUCAUUCAGCGAAAGUCGCAGCCGUCCAAAAAGCCGGCGAAACCGACGGCGAUAGAGUCGAAGAAACCAAUUCGACGUCCGAGUAUGGUUGAGAAUGAGGAGGAUGAAGAGACGCAGAAUCAGCCGGAACAACCACCAUACAGCGGGUACGGUGCGCCUGGCGGUUAUCCGCCUUAUACUUCUUUUGGUGGUUAUGGCUAUCCGCCGUAUGGAUACCCCCCGCACUUCAAAGGCUACCCACAGGUACCCUACGGCUACUACCCGUUCAAUCCCUACCAUCAGUAUAGUGGUUUCAAUUCAGCAGGUCAUCAUCGUGAUCCCCGUUCAGAACAAGAUGGAACUCCGGAGAUGCAUCGUUUUCCUCCUGCUAGCCACCACCAAAUGACGCCAUCGCCUGCAAUGCCACAGAAUACUGUUAGACACAGCAAAAACCAUCAAGGUGAUUUUGGCGGCCCUGGAGACCAUUUUUCACCGUUCGUACACCCGUGGGGACCCCCUCAGCAACCCUUCAUCAAACAGGAGCCUGGCCUUGAGGAUUAUGCAGUCAGCAUCGAGGAUAAUCAACAUAUGAACGGUGGCAAUGACAAGCCAAUUUACGUGGAAGAUGAUGGCAACGAGAUCGACAUGGACUAUCUGGACGAGAAGACCAAGUUGGAACUCGAAGCCGCAGAGGCUGAAGUCCGCCUUGCAAAGAUGCGGGCUAACGCCGCGAAAGCCUCCCGCGCUGCGAAGGCUACUCAUACUGGCAAGCAGCAUAUGAACUCUCGUGACUCUGACAGCCACUGAAAUUCUCCUUUUACCAGUACUCGGUUCCGGAUGACAGCAAUUGUCUGAGAUACUUUGGAUUCAUGAACUGGGUAUUGAAUUGUAUUUGCCUUUACGAUGUGGUGCUUUCCCACACGCUUUUGGUUGACCUCGCAACGAGGAUCAUUCUGGAGUCAAGGACUGAAUUUUGUUUUCAUGAAAGUUGUGAGACUCUUGACAACGAAGCGACACUUUAUAAAACAAAUCAUUGGGGCAUGCGUAUUGCAAUCAAAGCCUAAUCCCUAAUCAGCACUACUACUUCUUCAAUCAAUGUGUUUUGUCUGCGGUCUCCAGCACCAUGUGUGGUGACGUGCUCCAUGUCGGUGUCGUGAUUGUC
Molecule: messenger RNA, 2326 nt
Organism: Periconia digitata
Lineage: Eukaryota; Fungi; Ascomycota; Dothideomycetes; Pleosporales; Periconiaceae
Source: the annotation of a GenBank genome assembly